Molecule: messenger RNA, 2029 nt
Organism: Ilex paraguariensis (yerba mate)
Lineage: Eukaryota; Viridiplantae; Streptophyta; Magnoliopsida; Aquifoliales; Aquifoliaceae
Source: the annotation of a GenBank genome assembly
ACUGGAAGUGGAAGCUGCAAUGUCAAGCAAAGCAAAACGCUCUCCACCAAAAAUCCCUAUCCUUCACCCACUACACCCCUCUCCAAAAGCCAGAGGAAGCAACAAAAAGUUGGAAAGAAAACACUCUUUUCACAUCAUCAUCAUCCCCUUUGAUUUUUUUUCCUUCUCCCUUUCAAUGCUUUCAUUCACCUACCAACCACACCCACCUUCUCAACUUUGCACAAAGCCCCCAAAAUUUCCAUUUCAACUCUCUCUCUCUCUCCAAGUUCUGUUCUUUUACCGUGCUUUCCCUUCAAUCCAUGAUAGUUAUUCAUUUUGAGAAACCUUUCUAGAACCCACAAAUUAAAUCCUAUGGACAAUAAGUAGAAUCCAUUGCUUCCAAUGGGUAGUGAUUGACCAUUUUGCUUUGUGAUUGAACUCUACUUUUGUUCUGUUCUUUGAGCUUGUACUACUUUCUUGACCCAUUUCUGCACAAAUACCUUUUUCUGGUAGCAGGAGUGGAAAUUUCUGAUACCCGGAAUCAAUUUCCUUCAGAAAUCGAUUGUUUUGAUAUGGAAUCUUUCAAUCAAACAACUGGGUUUCGUUAUAACCCAGAUGCAAACACAGAGGGUGAUUCUGAAUUUUCUGGGAUCCUCGAAAUCUUUGUUCAUCAUGCAAGGAAUAUUCACAACAUAUGCAUCUACGACAAUCAAGAUGUUUAUGCAAAAUUUUCUCUCACCUACAACCCAGAUGAGACCUUCUCAACCAGGAUCAUCAAUGGUGGUGGAAAAAACCCAGAAUUCAAUGAGAAUUUGAUCAUGAAAGUUUCCCAAUUUGAUGCUGUUCUUAAAUGUGAGAUUUGGAUGCUGAGCAGGGCCAAGAAUUUAAUGGAGGAUCAGCUCCUGGGGUUUGCUUUGGUCCCAAUUUCUUCUGUUGUUGGGAAAGGAAAGAUGACCCAAGAUUUCUCUCUCUCUUCCACUGAUUUAUUUCACUCUCCUGCUGGUACUGUCAAGCUCACUCUGUCUUUCAAUCCAAAUGUUGCAAUUCAUAGCUCAAUCAAUUUAUUCUCUGACUCAUCAGUGCCCAAUUCCUCAAUAACUUCUGAGGUUGUGUUGUUGGAUAGAAAAAUCUCAGAAUUUGUCCUUGACCCAGUUGAGUAUUCUAGGAUUGAAUUUCCAGAUAUCAGCAUAGUAAAAGAGAAUCAAAAAAUGGUAUCUGAGUAUUUUGAUUUAGCAAGCCAUGGCUCUGGUUCUAGACCAGGGUUGGUUGGUCCUGGGUUAUUUCUUCAUCUUGGUGCUUCCCAUCAGGCACUUGAUGACUAUGAAAUGGCUGCUAAUUCGACCGAUGAAACCCGGGCAGGCUCGGAUUCCCCCAAUGGGAGUGUACAGAAUUCUGGGUUCAUGAGCUCCACCAUGACAAGCUUGAGUGAUGACAGAAACUCAGCCGAUUCAUUGGAGAAAAAGAAUCAUUUGUCAGAAACUACUCACAGCCCAAGUGCUUGUCCUGAAACUCCAACUUCAAAGAAGGGAAGUGACCCAAGAGAAUCAAAAGAACCAAAUUUCUCAGAGGAAAGCACAAAGGAAGGCAAUUUGGAGUCUUCUAAAUUUGGUGAAGUGUUUUCAGCUCCACUCGGAAAUAUUAAUCUUGAGGGAGGAGAACAAGCGGCAAUGCAGCAACAGAUAGUUGACAUGUACAUGAGGAGUAUGCAGCAAUUUACAGAGUCUUUGGCAAAGAUGAAGCUGCCUAUGGAUCUUGACAAACCGGAAGCUGAAGAUCGCGGCGAUUUGAUUCAAAACCAUGAUAGCAAUGUGAAAAUUGAGAAGAAAAAGGACUGUUCGAGGGUGUUUUAUGGUAGCCGGGCUUUCUUCUGAUCACUGUUUGAUGCUGCAGUUUUUGCGUAAAAUCCAGCAGUAUGGUGUUUUUUUUUUGUCACUGAUUGUGAUUCCUCUAGUUGUUUAACUGGUUUAUGUGGAUGAGCAUAGUAAGAUGUUUGGAUCUGCAUUUUAGAAAGUUGUUUGCAUGGUUCAUUGUUCUUGUUUCAAGGUUUAGG